Molecule: messenger RNA, 983 nt
Organism: Trichomonas vaginalis G3
Lineage: Eukaryota; Parabasalia; Trichomonadida; Trichomonadidae
Product: organellar and viral DNA polymerase type B
Exons: 1
Biological process (GO): DNA replication
Molecular function (GO): DNA binding; nucleotide binding; DNA-directed DNA polymerase activity
Source: RefSeq, a predicted model, not a curated record
AUGAAAACAUUGUGGGAGUGCAAAUAUUUCGAACCUAUUUCUUAUGGAGAACUUUUCACAUAUACUACUGACUUAUAUAAACAGAACCUUGCACCAUUUAAAGAUUUGACAUAUGCUCCAAAGUAUUGUGUACAACUGAAGAAGAAAGCAGAGUCAAAAGAAGUAAAUAAAGCUAAAUGUAAAUUCAUACCUGAGCACGUUUUCUUUGCUGACUUUGAGUGUAGUACGGAUGGCUUUCAUAAAGCUUUUAACAUCUGUUAUGACAGUGAAGAUGGUUCAGUUAGUGAAAGCAUUUGGGGUCAAAACUGUGCAACAGAAUUUUUGGAAAGACUUCCUGACAAGAGUUUAAUAUAUUUCCAUAACCUCAGUUAUGACAUAAACUUCAUCUUAAGACACAUGACAGAAGUGAAAGGAACUCCCAUCAUUAAAGGUUCACGAACAAUGCAAAUAACUGGUUUAUAUAAAGGACGGGCAAUUAUUAUAAAAGACUCUUACAGUGUUAUAAAUAAGAAGCUUAAACUAUUUCCUGCUAUGUUUAACUUACAAACAGGACCGAAAGAAGUAUUUCCAUAUAACUACUACAGCAGUGUUUUGUUAGCAAAUGACAACAGAACUGGUGUCAUUUCUGAAGCAUGUAAGUUUAUCCAUGAUGCAGAUACAUUUAUGAAGAACAUAGAUUCCAUCAAAGGUUGCAGAAUAGAUGAAAACCACUUCGACUUAGAAAAAUAUAGCACGUUUUACUGCAAACAAGAUGUAAGAAUUUUAAGAGAAGGUUUUGUAAAGUUCCGCAAUGACUUAUUGAAAGAGUUUGAUUUAAACGUUUAUGACUACGUUAGUAUUUGUUCUAUUGCUAACAAAUUGUUUGAGAACAGAGUAUACUUCCCGAAUGGAAAUCUUUAUGACCUCUCAAAUAAACCAAGAGAAUUUAUUUCGAGAUGCAUUCAAGGUGGAAGAUGUAUGUUGUCAGAUAACAUGAAACAAAA